CAAGCCGAACCCUUUCGGCCGCCCACGUCCCCACCCACGUCUCAACUUUAUAGCCGCCCCUCCCCACCGCCGCGGCCGCCACGCACAGCAGCAACCGGUAGCAGGAGCAUCCGCGACCCCGAGCCCUACUGCUACCGCCGCCGCCACCACCGCGCCGAACGCUAUGGCCGACACCGCGGAGCACCGUCCGGCCGAGGAGGAGGAGGAGGCCGCGGCGGCCGGCGAGGACGAGGACACCGGCGCCCAGGUCGCUCCCAUCGUGAAGCUGGAGGAGGUCGCCGUGACCACCGGCGAGGAGGAUGAGGACGUCCUCCUUGACAUGAAGGCAAAGCUGUACCGGUUUGACAAGGAUGGGAACCAGUGGAAGGAGCGGGGAACGGGCACGGUGAAGCUGUUGAAGCACAAGGAGAACUCCAAGGUCCGCCUUGUCAUGCGCCAGGCCAAGACUCUCAAGAUCUGCGCUAAUCACCUUGUGGUGGCGACUACCAAGAUGCAGGAGCACGCAGGGAGCGACAAGUCGUGCGUGUGGCACGCCCUGGACUUCGCUGAUGGCGAGCUUAAGGAGGAGAUGUUCGCCAUCCGUUUCGGAUCUGUCGAUAACUGCAAGAAAUUCAAAGAUACCGUUGAAGAGAUUGCUGAACAGCAAGGAAAGAACGAGGAAAAAGACAGCGAGGAGGCCUCCUCUGCUGCUGAGUUGGUGGAGAAGUUAACGGUGACUGAGGCCAAGAAGGAGGAAACUGUGGAGAAAGAGGAAUCUCCAGCAGCAGAUGAUAAGAAGGAUGUCAAAGAGUGAAGGCACCUGCAUUCGCUUCCUAUGCGUUUUUGGCAUUUGUAUACUGAAACAAGUGUCAAAUGAGUGUCAUUCCAUUCAUUUUGUUGUCAGGGUUCAUCUUCCCUUCACAAAUUUUCAUUUGUGUUUUCUUCGGGAUGAAUGUUUGUGUUGGGUGGAAUCUAGUUGUGUCGGUCAUCUACUUGGCAUUCGUGGUUGAUAGACUGUUCUUGAAGUCUCCUGUUUAUCUGGGAUGGAGUGGCUGGGUCAGCAUGUUUGUACAAUUAUUUGGAGUUGCUUUGGGAAUGGACGCGGCUUGAGUUGUCCAAAGUCAUCUUUUCGCUCCGAUUGUCUACUUCAUUUUUGUUGUCCUCAAUAAUAUGAGAUGCUAUACUUUGUUUAU
Messenger RNA from Setaria italica (foxtail millet), 1172 nucleotides. Its product is annotated as ran-binding protein 1 homolog b. Gene Ontology annotation, cellular component: nuclear pore; cytoplasm. Gene Ontology annotation, molecular function: GTPase activator activity. Bases 164 to 793 code for a protein of 209 amino acids. NCBI's taxonomy places the organism in Eukaryota, Viridiplantae, Streptophyta, Magnoliopsida, Poales, Poaceae. The transcript is spliced from 4 exons. The record is from RefSeq and is a predicted model, not a curated record. Gene Ontology annotation, biological process: nucleocytoplasmic transport.